AUGCUUCUAAUUUUGUUUUUUGAUUUUAUAUUCAAUUGUAGUGCUUUGGAAAUGUCGCUGAUCUUCAGUCGUAAAUUUUCCAUGGUAUUCAUUCUUUAGGUCAUUUGAAUAAAAAUCGUUGUUUUUGAACCGUUAUAAUUAAUUUUGAUCAGAAUUCUAAUCGAUAUACCAGUCAGAACGAUCGAUCUCACUUGAGGACAUCACCAGGUGACUUUUUAGCUCCUCACGGACUUGAUGUACAGUUUCUAUCGUCUUGAUUCAAAGGUCCUCCUCUCCAGUUGUUGCUGUGGCAUGUGUGUGGCUCGUGUUGUUAGAGUAAUAAGUUUAGGAUUUUCUCGCUACUUGCCACAUCUCAACUUUCACUGGUUCUACUCUUGCCACUUUUCUUGACCUUCCGCAGACACACCCGUGGCCAGAUGCUACGGCUGAGGAAAAACCCUUUUAGUGGGGGAAAAUCCACCUGCAGAGGGAGAACCAAAUAUAUAGCAAUAAAAUAGAUUGGAAUAAUUCGUGAGAAAAAAAAUGCUAAAAUAGAAAAUGCCCCAGAGAAAAAAGACAUACAGCCUUUGGAAAUAAUUACAGUUGUGCCAAAUCCCCAAGAAGCAAUCUCAGUUAACUGAAAGGAGGAAUAUUUAAUUCUUUUGUCCGAAAUUUAUACUUCUGCAAUUGAUUGACACAAAUGCAGCCACACAAAUCUCGAGUUUUGUAUUUCAAUGCACCAAAAUUCAUUAAUAUUGCUGGAUUUAUCAGAAGACCUUGAUAUUCAAUAUUUUCUUUCAAAAUACUGCCAAGACCAUUUUUUAGUGCAUUUAGUGUACCAAGAUGAAUUUAAAUACAUUGAUGACUCAGCCUAUUCCAUAGUCCCCUCAUUGUCAAGCCAAAAAACCGCAUUUUUAGCUUUAAUGAAUUAUUUUAACUGAACUAAAGGUGCUGUCUUUAACAAAAAAUCUUAUUCAGCGCUAAAAGACCAAUUUUUGUUAUUUUCUAAUGAUUUAAGUUUUUUAACUGUUGACUCAUUAACGAACAUUGAAGAUCUGAUAAGUCAAUCAGUUGUAAGGAUGGGUGCUACUCUUUAUUACCUUUGGACAAGCUCUUUAGAGUCACAGAAAAUACAAAAUGCUUUAAGCAAUUCAAAAUUAUUGCAAAAAGGAAGCGGUAUUUUGUUAAACCAAGAAAGUGGAUAUAAUUGCAGCGUCGAUGGGUCGUUAAUUAUUACUGAAAUUGGCAUGGAAUCUAUUGAAUCUUCUGAAGAGUAUUUUAAAACUUCUAUAAAAAAUAUAAUUAGCGUUAUAUUGGAUCACAAAAUUGAAAAUUACAAGGAGCUUCUCAAGCUAUUGGAUACUGAGCUGCCAAAUCAUUAUAAACGCAACAAUUUUUCGAUUGUAAAUAUACAAAACCAAAAAAGAAUUAUAGUCGGCUCAAUUGUAAAUAGAAAUAUUCAAAUAUUUGGAAACCUAAUAUUUCCAGGAAACACAAAUUCUAUUCCAGACUCAGCCAAAAAAAUUCUCCAUUUAAGUAUCACAGCAGGAACAACAAAUCCAGGCGGCUCCAGCAGUGACACUACAAAGCUGGCAGCAAUGGGCGCCUUUGCAGCGCAAGAUGAAAUCAAUGUAAAUGGUGAAAUUUUAGCAAACUUUCAGAUCGAUUUUUUUAACUUCGACUGUGGAGUGUCAAUUUUUAACGCAACCUUUGCAAGAGCUUGCUACAGCAAAGACAUUGAUAAGCUAGGACACGCACAUCUUACAGCUUUUGGAUCUUCUGUAGCUAUUGGCCAAUAUAAAACUUUUACAUACCUUAAUGCUACAAUUCCAAGCAUUGGAGGUGUAAAUGGAGAUGGCAGCUUAAGCUCGAUUCAGAUAUUUCCUUUCUAUGUAAGAAUGUUUAACCCUCUUAUGUAUAGUAAAUGAUCAAUGCUGCUUUAUUCUUUAGGAUGGAAAAAAAUAGCUGUUAUUUAUGAAAAUAGUUUAUGAGGGGAAGGAGUUUAUAAAACAUUAGACUCAACCGCAAAACAAGUAGGAUUAGAAAUAAUAAACCCAGAAAGCUUGAGACAUAUUCCUGGAAAUCUUGAUAGAGACACCGUAAAGGACUACAUAGACGUAUUUCAAGCAAUAGUAGAUUCUCAGGCAAGGAUGGUCGCUUUAUUACUUUUAUGUCCGCUCUGCAAUUAUGCCAUAGAACUCUUUUAUGAUUUGGGGUUGAAGAAUAAAGAUGUCAUCUUUUUAGCAGGGACUGGUGAUGUUUUAAACUGAAUCUCUACUAAAGAUGAAUAUAUGUAUAAAAGAGCAGAACUUGGGGUUGCUAUGAUGAGACUUAGUGUGCCUUAUUGAGUAGGAAAUAUAGGCAAAAGAGCACGUAGUGAAAUUUCAUUAAAGUAUAAUAUAUCAAUACCAAAUACAUUUGGGUGCUGCUAUUAUGACUCUACACUAAUUGCUGCGAAUGCACUAGAUUUCAUGAUCAAUAGAGGCUUAGAUUAUUCAGAUCCUUAUAAAUUAAUGGCUACCCUUAGAAAUACAAAAUUUAUUGGCUGCACUGGACCUGUUAGUAUCAGUAAAGGAACUAAUGAUAGAAAUUUUGAUUUUUUUUAUAUUGAAGCGAUUAAACUAGAUAAUAAUAGAAUUCCAUAUAUUUAUUUGGUUGGAAAUUUAUACCCAUUUGGGACACAAGUGAUCUCUUAUGCAAACCCUUUAAUAUAUUCAGAUGGUUCAACAAUAAAGCCAACAGACUUAAGAAAUGAGCUAGAUAAAUGUCCAUUUCCUGAUAAACUUGUGAAAACUUUUAAUAAAGGAAGAGGACUCCUAUUUGGAAUUUGCAUAACUGUAUGUUUGAUGACAGCUGCUAUAACUUUUAUCAUUUGAAAAAAAUGAUGGAACAUCUCUAUUGAAGAACUCAAAGAAAAACAAGAAAUCUCCUUUCAAGAUUUUGUAGUUGGGGCUACCAUCGCAAUUGAAUUUAUACAGUUUUCAAAUAUGGGGCCUGACUAUUCAAUAAUUGGAUCAUUUUUUUAUUCAAUAGGGAAUAUAUUUUCGAUGGAUUUAGAGGACGUGAUAAAGCUUAGAAAUGGGAUUUUUUGAAUCGUUGUUGAUGUAGUUUUUGGAGGAAUUGCUUUAUGAGUUAUACUAUGUAUAGUUGUUUUGCUGAGACUUGACGAAAAAUGGUCAUAUUUAUGAAUCUUUAAAUUUUUAGGAUGGCUUGGGGAUAUUUUGAUGCCGAUUUUGGGAAAUCUUUGCUUUAUACCUUUUGUAUCUGUUUGUCUUGAUAUUUUUGUGUGUGAUCAAUCAAUAAGUGAUGAUUUCACUGAUAGUUUUCUUGCUUCAGAUUGCUUUUAUUUCUGUUGAAAAGAUGCUCAUUUAUACUAUGCUAUCUUAUCAUGUUUUGCUUUAAUUGCUUAUGAGCCUUUAGCUGUUUUUUGUAGGCCUCUUUGGCAAGAGCUUCAACCUAUGCUUCAUGUAAAAACCCUCCCUCUAUUUUUGAUGGUAAAAACAGUGGUGCAAUCAAUUUUUAUAGGUUUAAAUAAAACUCUCAAAAGAUCUCAGGAUAUUGCACAUGGUGCUGUAUUUAUCCUACUUAUGAUUUGCUAUCUAGUGUUUGUAUUUAAAGUGCAUCCAUAUAAUUAUGGAAGAUAUAAUUGGUGGCAAGGCUUAAGCUUGGUUGGAGUUGUCUGGCUAAGCUUUUGAUCGACAAUUGCAAUUUGAAUGAAAGAUCAAAGCAUUUCAUAUGUAUUUUUGAUAAUCUUGGUAGUUGGAUGAAUUGCUUUACUCCCCCCCUCCGUGAGUGAACAAAAAAAUUUUGUUCACUCACGGAGGGGGGUUAAUUUUUUUUUUUUUUAAAAAAUUUAUAUAUAAAUUUUAUAAAAAAAAUAUUUUUUUUCGAAAUUUAAAAAAAUCCUAAUUCGCACAAAUUGGAAGCAAAUAUUAAUUUAAUUUAUUAAAUUUAUGUUUUAAAAAGCAAUUCAUUUAAAAUUAAACAGAAUUAGCUCUAGAUUUCAUUAUAAUUAUUAUCAUUUAUAUAUCAAAAUUGUUUUCCAUAAAAAAAUUUUCUAUUAAAACAAUUUUUGUUCACUCACGGAGGGUGGUUUUUUGGGCAAAAAAUAGCGAUUUUUUUCUAAUGGUUUUGUUCACUCACGGAGGGGGGGAGUUAGCAAUUAUUGGAUUUUAUGUUCAAAUUAAAAAAUAUCCAAGUCUCUUAUUUAGUCAGAAAUCCAGAGACACUAGUAUGCUCUUCAAAUUUGCAUUCACAUUUGGCAAAAAAUCAAAAGUCUCUUUAAGUAAAAUGAAAGAAAGUCAUGAGCAGCAAAAAAUUAUAGCAGUAAAUUAG
Blepharisma stoltei is the source of this 4314-nucleotide messenger RNA. The record is from the annotation of a GenBank genome assembly. NCBI's taxonomy places the organism in Eukaryota, Ciliophora, Heterotrichea, Heterotrichida, Blepharismidae.